UCAAAACAUAAAUAUUUAGUUAUGUAAAAUAUUAUUUUAUAAUAACCAUAUGUGAAUGUUUAAAUUAAUAUUGUAAAAACGACCUCGGCAAGUUUUAAUUUACAAAAAAUAAUUUACUUGUAUGUUUCGUGGAAUGUUUUCGAUCGGUGUUUUUGUUUAUUUUUGAAUGCAUUUGGUUUACGUCUUCUUAUUUAUGCGGAAGUAAAUAACUGUGUAACAAUGACUAAUUGGUUUAAAUGAAAAUGAGAUCCGUAAUUUUGAAUUCUGUUUUGUUGAUUUUGCUCAGUAUAAAUACACUUGCUGAUGAGUAUGAGUGUCCCAACAAGUGCAACUGUAAAAGGAAUGUCCAAAAAGAUGGAGGUAUCAAAAUUAAAUGUGGGGAAACGGAGAAAAUCACUGAUGUGGAGGAACUUGAAUUUCUAAACAUUGCUAAUGAAAUUGUUCAAUUAAACUUGUCUGAUAACUUAUUAAAGUCAUUUAAGAUUAAGGUAGAGUUAAUUACUCUGCAAAAAUUGGACCUAAGUAGGAACAAAAUUUCCUCUUUGAAGUCUAGGCAAUUUGUUGAAGUACCUUCUUUAAGAAGAUUAGACUUAUCAGGAAAUAACAUUAAGUAUAUUGACACUGAAGCCUUUGCUAAUUUAAAGCAUUUGGAGAGACUGAAACUGAACCAAAACCAAAUUAACUCUAUUAGUUUGGGAACAUUUGAUCCAUUCACUAAUUUAAAGCAAAUUGACAUAUCAGGCAAUCCCUUAAACUGUGACUGUGGCCUAUUAUGGUUAUUAGACUGGACUGCAAAAAAGGGUGUUAAGCUCAUAUCAAAUCCAAUUUGUAAUUCACCUCCAGAAUUUAAUGAUAUUCCUUUGAGGAAAAUUAAAGUUGGUGAAGACAUACACUGUAAAUCCCCCAUCGAAAAUAAUGGAUUUCCCAUGUUAGAAAUGAGACCCAGUGAAAAUCAAGUGGUUUUUGAAGGAGACAAACUUCAGUUACAAUGCAGAAUACCUUUAAUAUUAGACUCCUUUGAUUCAGACUUGGAUUCAAAGAUUGAAUGGAAGUGGCUGGAUUCAGACCCUAAGAAAUACUUUAACGAUAUAAUUUAUGAAAAACAACAACUACCCAGGGAGGGUCUUUCUAUAAGUAUUUUAACAAUAAAGAGGUUAAAACAAAAUCACACUGGCAUAUGGAAUUGUCAAUUUUUAACAAACAGGGGCAACCACUCCAAAGAAAUUACUGUAGUGGUAAUAUCAAAUAACACCAAAUAUUGCCCCAUGACUGUAAGCACUAAUAACAAAGGUACCUAUAACUGGCCAAGAACGUUGGUAAAUUACACUGUCACAAUACCUUGUGAAUCUCUUAAUUUAAACUAUGAUGUAAAACAGCAAAAAGCAUCUUAUUCUUGUUCAAAGCAAGGUGAAUGGAAAGAUCUAAACACCAGUUAUUGCAGUUACAUAUCAGAUACUACAAAAAUACUAGAACAGUUUUCCAAAGUUAACUCCAGUAUACUAGAAAGUGCCAAACAUUUCAGAAAUUAUACUUCCAAUUUAAAACUAUUUAGAGAUGUAAUGGAUUUAAUUUAUGCUGUAACAACUAUUGAAAAUUAUCUAAAAUAUCCACGGGAUAAUUUGGCAGUUAUAUUGGCUGAUGUAGCCAAUAAUCUUUUGGAUUUGCCCAAAAGUUACUUCAGAAAAGCCGAUUUAGAGUACAGAAUUAGUUCUGUAUUUAUAAAUAUAACUGAAGUUAUGGCCAGGCAAAAUUUGAAUUCACAAAUAUUAAAGAGUAACCUAGCCUUGGAAGUAUUUCCGGAAAAGAAGGACGGUUUUGCGGGAAUGACUUGCACUUGGUACAUAAAUCCAAACAAUCAUUUUGAUUCCUUGUUUUCGUGCGCCACAAAUAAUCAGAUAGAUGCUCUCGCGUUCCAAGGCAAAAUUGCGGAAGCUUCAAUCACAAUUCCUGACACAUUAUUCCAUCAAUUACAAGAAGAUUUUGAGCAUGUUCUUCCAAACAAAGCCUACAGUAUUUUAAUAGCGAUGCAUGCCAACAAUAAACUGUUUCCUGUUGAUGAUAAACUGAUGGAAAUGGAAGACAUUACUUCAGCUGUAGUUGGAGUCAAAUUAGUUGAAUUUGAUGUUACCAAUCUAACAGAACCAAUUUACGUGAUGCUUAGGACGCCAGCUUCAGUGACAUACGAAGUUACCCCUUUCAUUCCGGUUUGGUGGAACCCAUAUCUGAAUAAUCACUUAGGCGGUUGGUCUAGAGAAGGUUGCACCUUUAGUCAUGAGCUGCAAGAUCACUUGGUAUUUUCAUGUAACCAAUUCGGUUACUUUGGUUUGUUGCAAGACGUAACGCACUUGCAAGAUGCGCAAGUGGGCGCCAAAUUCAAAUGGUCGCACCCAGCGAUAUAUGUAGGUAGUUUUAUAUUGUUUGCUUCCCUGCUUAUAAUUAUAUUGACUUAUUUAUUGUGUUAUACGACGAUACAAAUGCCUAAGAAGGCCAAACACUCGCUUAUCAACAUGUGGAUUUCGAUUUCUUUGCUGUGUUUUAUGUAUGUGUUUGGUAUAUACCAAACAGAAGAUGUUAAGGUGUGUCAGACUGUGGGUAUGAGUCUUCAUUAUUUAUCACUAUGCUCACUUUUGUGGAUGUGCGUCGGCGUUAAUUGUAUGUACAAAAGACUCAGCAAGAACGAUAUCAUCGAUUUACAAGACGACGAUUUACCAUCCGAUCAACCAAUAGAAAAACCUAUACUUGGUUUGUACCUGGUUGGGUGGGGAGUCGGUUUAAUAAUAUGUGGACUAUCCGCCGCAAUUAAUAUGAAUGAAUACGCAUCGGCAACACAUUGUUUCUUGCGAACCGGCCCUGCUUUAAGUGCUCUAUACAUUCCUUUCGCCAUUUUAAUGAUUUUUCUUAUUAUAUUCUUCCUAUUAAUUCGAUGUGCGAUUUACAAUCUAGACGCUAACGGGCAUUUAAGCGAAGGUACGCAAGCCACUGAACAUGUAGAUUUGGAUUUACUUGAACCCAAUUUUCCCAAUAUGGAAACUGGAAGCAUUAGAAGCGUGUCGAGCAAAACUGCUUCCAGUGAGGUGGAAGACCCCGAGCAUGCACCCGCAGCACAACUAAAAGCUUACAUAAUAUUUGUACUUCUCUACCUAGCAACUUGGCUGAGUUGCGCAUUCUCCACAGUUCCUCCUUUCAACUUGGUCUCAUUCGAAGAAGAUCUCUUUAGCAUAGCGUUCGCAAUCUUAUCGACAACAUUGAGCGCGUUCACUUUGUUCUUCUAUUGCGUUGCCAGAAACGACGUGCGCACGCAGUGGGUCGUAUGCAACAAGUGGUGGCGCGCCAAAAGAAUAUUUAGAUCACGAAAUGUGCACGACACUACCCCCGCUGUACCUCAGAUACAACAACUCCCUCUGCCGCCGAUUGUGGUCAACACCGAGCACCAAGUACUUUCGAGGAGUAGCAGUAGAACUUCGACUAGUCACACCAAAUCAAAUUCACAUAACAGUAAUAUUUUAAAAGGUGCGGUGGAUCUAAAUGGGUCUUACAGCGAUGGUCCGGGUGCCAAAAUCAAUAACGUUAACUUGGUUGUGUUACACCGAGCUCAAUACAGAAGUAAUUUAAUUCCAAAUAUUAUAGAAAAUCCUACAAAUGCAGCCGAGGUAUUCUAUAACCCUCACCAAAGUACUGUUGCCAGAAAGUUCUUUAAAAGGCAAAAACGACAUCAAUUGAAGAAGAAUAAUUUACAGACCACAAGGCCCAGAGAUUUGAACAGCGACACAGCUUCUAUAUUUUCAGAACCAAAGGCACUGCCAAAACAAAAAAAUAGCAACGAACAAAGUAUGUUUGGUACAAAUUCGAAAGUUAACAAUACGAAUAUUCACGUUGAGCAGGUGCGAAAAAUACAACAGACAAACCCGAAUAUAUUUUCGGAUAGCGCGGACGAAUAUCAUUCGUUAAACAACGUACCGAUGGAGAAUAUUGUAAUUAACGCCGAGCGGCUUAGAAGAAAAGAAAUCUUGAAGAAUAAAACCCGUAAAAAAUACAACUUACCCGCAUCAUCUCAAGCGAGCGAUAAAAAUUUAAGAUCAGUAUCGCAGCAGUGCACAUUAGAGUACAGUUCCGAGAACAUAUCCGAUUCGAUUUUGGACAAGGCGAGCCCCGAAAAGAGUUUACUGCCAAAUCAAGUAAGCUUUCUCACGGAAAACAGCGAACAAGUGCCAUCGAUACGCAGAGAAAACAGCCCGAUGGGUAGCCUAAGCGUCACCACCGAAGACUUCAAGAUAAACGACAUACAAAGCAUCACGAGCGACAGCACAAUAAACAACGAUUAUUUCAACGAGAAAUACGACACGUGUCGACGAAACACAAAGCCCCAAAACUUGCCCAGCGAGAUCAGCUUUAGCGUGAUAGAGUCCUCGGUUAGCGGACUCAACGAGUCCAUACCGCGGAUCUACAUCAACCCCUCGCACAAUCUAGAGGGCGUCGGGUCCGGUAGCAGGGCCAGUAGCGUUUCCGUUAGCGAUAUCGACGAACUGUACCAACAAAUACGAAGAGGCCCCGAACCGAAGCUGUCGCGAUCUCUUUACGUUAACUCGCACCAGAGUCCGUGUCUGUCGGAUUCCGAAAUUAAUUCGUAUGUAAUCGAUAAUCAUCACCGGCCCAGGCGCAUUGGUAGUUGUAAUAUCGAUAAUAUAAGCGAUGUAGAAACUACCGUUUGAAAUAUAAACUAAUAUUUAUUUAUUUUGCCGGUAUAUUUUAGAUAAAAUAAUCAAAUUGAUCAAUAAUUUAACGAUUUUGCAAAAAAGUUUUUGCUAUUUUAUUUGUUUUCAUAAAUAUUAGAUUCUUAAUAUCCCAUAUUUU
Molecule: messenger RNA, 4851 nt
Organism: Brassicogethes aeneus
Lineage: Eukaryota; Metazoa; Arthropoda; Insecta; Coleoptera; Nitidulidae
Source: the annotation of a GenBank genome assembly